AUGCGGGGGAAGCAUGUGGUUUCUCGCCUUCCAGUCCGGCCGGCCCGCCUCCUGCUGCGGGCCGCUCUGCUCUCGGCCGUUCUGAUUGGCCCGCGGCUCGCGGCCUCGGAGUCGGACGAGGCGUCUCCGACCGAGUGGGAGCUCUGGAAGAGCAGCCACAGCGUGGCCUACGAGGACACGGACGACGUGCAGAGGAAGAACAUCUGGGAGAGCAACCGGCAGAUGAUCGAGGACAACAACGAAGGGUUCUUCAUGGGCAGGAGGCCCUUCACCAUGGCCAUGAACCGAUACGGAGACCUGACGGAGCAGGAGUACCAGGUCCUGCAAGGCGCCGUGAUCGACGCCCAGUUCGCGAAGAGGGGGAAGACGGCUUCGGGCCGCCGGCUGCGAGCGAACGCCAAGAAGCUCGGCUCCUACUUCGUGGACUACCGGAACAUGGGCUACGUCACCGAGGUCAAGGACCAGGGUUUCUGUGGCUCCUGCUGGGCCUUCAGCACUACGGGGGCCAUUGAGGGCCAAAUCUACAAGAAGACGGGUCAGCUGGUGUCGCUGAGCGAGCAGAACCUGGUGGACUGCUCCCGGUCCUACGGCACCUACGGGUGCAACGGCGCCUGGAUGGCCAACGCCUACGACUACGUGGUCAGCAACGGGCUGCAGGCCAGCGACGCCUACCCGUACAGCUCGGUGGACACCCAGCCCUGCUACUACGACAGCCGGCAGGCGGUGGCCCACAUCAAGGACUACAGGUUCAUACCCAAAGGAGAUGAGCAGGCCCUGGCCGACGCCGUGGCAACCAUCGGGCCAAUCACGAUCGCCAUCGACGCCAAUCACUCCAGCUUCCUGUUCUACAGCUCCGGCAUCUACGACGAGCCGCUCUGCAACCCCAACAGCCUGAGCCACGCCGUGCUGCUGGUCGGCUACGGCUCCGACGGAGGCCAGGACUACUGGAUCAUCAAAAACAGUUGGGGAAGCAGUUGGGGCGAAGGAGGCUACAUGAGGAUGGCCCGGGACGGCAGGAACACCUGCGGGGUCGCGAGCUACGCCCUGUACCCCGUUCUCUGA
Molecule: messenger RNA, 1062 nt
Organism: Pseudoliparis swirei
Lineage: Eukaryota; Metazoa; Chordata; Actinopteri; Perciformes; Liparidae
Gene: cts12
Product: cathepsin 12
Exons: 8
Coding region: 1-1062 (353 amino acids)
Biological process (GO): immune response
Cellular component (GO): lysosome
Molecular function (GO): cysteine-type endopeptidase activity
Source: RefSeq, a predicted model, not a curated record